GCCGGUCGCUGGCAGGGGCGGGCGGCGCUGGUGGCACUGCGGGCGCGGAGCAGUGCUGCUUAGGUAGAGCCCGCUGCUCCCGUCCCUUUAGCAGGAGGAGACUGAGGCUGCUGUGGGCGGGUUGCUCGGCUCUUCUCUGCUCGGCUAUGUCGGACAAUCAGAGUUGGAAUUCCUCCGGCUCUGAAGAGGACCCCGAGACCGAGCUCGGGCUGCCUGUUGAGCUCUGUGGGGUGCUCAGCAAGUGGACCAACUACAUUCAUGGGUGGCAGGAUCGAUGGGUAGUUCUGAAAAGCAACACACUCAGUUAUUACAAGUCUGAAGAUGAAACGGAGUAUGGCUGCAGAGGCUCUAUCUGUCUGAGCAAGGCUGUGAUUACGCCCCAUGACUUUGACGAAUGCAGAUUUGAUAUUAGUGUAAACGAUAGUGUUUGGUACCUCCGAGCUCAGGACCCAGACCACAGACAACAGUGGGUAGAUGCAAUAGAACAACACAAGACUGAAUCUGGCUAUGGAUCAGAGUCAAGUUUACGACGCCAUGGCUCCACGGUGUCUCUUGUUUCUGGAGCAAGUGGAUACUCUGCAACAUCCACCUCUUCGUUCAAGAAGGGCCAUAGCUUACGCGAGAAGCUUGCAGAAAUGGAAACCUUUAGAGACAUCUUGUGUAGACAAGUUGAUACUUUACAGAAAUACUUUGAUGCUUGUGCAGAUGCAGUUUCCAAAGAUGAACUCCAGAGGGAUAAAGUGGUAGAAGAUGAUGAAGAUGAUUUCCCUACAAUGCGUUCUGAUGGGGAUUUUUUACAUAACAGUAACAGCAGUAAGGAAAAAUUGUUUCCACAUGUGACACCCAAAGGAAUUAAUGGCAUAGACUUUAAAGGAGAAGCUAUAACUUUCAAGGCAACUACUGCUGGAAUCCUUGCUACACUCUCUCAUUGUAUUGAACUCAUGGUAAAACGUGAAGAAAGCUGGCAAAAAAGACUAGAUAAGGAGAUAGAGAAAAGGAGAAGAAUUGAAGAAGCAUACAAAAAUGCUGUGACAGAACUGAAGAAAAAGUCCCACUUUGGAGGGCCAGACUAUGAGGAAGGUCCUAAUAGUCUGAUUAAUGAAGAAGAAUUCUUUGAUGCUGUUGAAGCUGCUCUCGAUAGACAGGAUAAAAUGGAAGAACAGUCCCAAAGUGAAAAGGUCAGAUUACACUGGCCAACAUCCUUACCUUCUGGAGAUGCAUAUUCUGCUGUGGGGACUCAUAGAUUUGUCCAAAAGCCCUAUAGUCGCUCUUCCUCCAUGUCUUCCAUUGAUCUAGUCAGUGCCUCUGAUGUUCACAGAUUCAGCGCCCAGGUGGAAGAGAUGGUACAAAACCAUAUGACAUAUUCCUUGCAAGAUGUAGGAGGAGAUGCCAAUUGGCAGCUAGUGAUAGAAGAAGGAGAAAUGAAGGUGUACAGAAGAGAGGUGGAAGAGAAUGGAAUAGUUUUAGAUCCUUUGAAAGCAACGCAUGCCGUUAAAGGGGUAACAGGGCAUGAAGUUUGCCACUACUUCUGGAAUGUCGAUGUUCGUAAUGACUGGGAAACAACAAUUGAAAAUUUCCAUGUUGUGGAAAAUUUAGCUGAUAAUGCAAUCAUCAUUUACCAGAUGCAUAAGAGGGUGUGGCCAGCUUCUCAAAGGGAUGUGCUGUAUUUGUCUGCCAUCAGAAAGAUACCAGCAUUCAGUGAAAAUGAUCCUGAAACAUGGAUUGUGUGCAAUUUCUCUGUGGAACAUGACAGUGCUCCUCUGAACAAUCGCUGUGUCCGUGCCAAAAUAAAUAUUGCUAUGAUUUGUCAGACAUUAGUAAGCCCACCAGAGGGGAACAAGGAAAUAAGCAGGGACAAUAUCCUAUGCAAGAUUACAUAUGUAGCUAAUGUGAACCCAGGAGGAUGGGCACCAGCAUCAGUGUUACGGGCAGUGGCAAAACGAGAAUAUCCAAAAUUCUUAAAGCGUUUUACAUCAUACGUGCAAGAGAAAACAGCAGGAAAGCCUAUUUUAUUCUAGUAUUAGCAGUGAUCAGAACAAGACUGGGUGAGCAUUCCAUGUUGAAGUGAGCAUGCAUAGAGCACUCCAUGCUGGAACGAAGGAUCUACAGUCUUUUUAUGGCUGAAGUUCUAGGCUUUGUAUACUGAAGUAAAGAAGUGUUGCAACACCAUGAGGCUGAAUAUUUAACACUAGCUCUCUCCUAAAUUUUCUUGUGGAAUCAGUGUGUAUAAAUAGAUGUAUUGAUAACAUGUAUAUGGCUAUUUUAUUUGCUUGCUUUAGAAGAGGAAGAACAUGUACAACUUUGAAUCACCAACAUGGGUUAUUGCUUUAAUUUUAAACAACUUGCAGAAUUUCACUGUCACCAUUCCUAAGAUACUGGUGCAGUUUUUGUGCAUGUCUAAAAAGCACAAAAGACAAAUGCACAUAUAGCAUACUGUAUGUGCUUUAUAUGCACAAAAAUCUAUGUGGUAUUUUGGGAGGG
This is a messenger RNA of Gymnogyps californianus (California condor), 2481 nucleotides long. RefSeq names its product ceramide transfer protein-like. NCBI's taxonomy places the organism in Eukaryota, Metazoa, Chordata, Aves, Accipitriformes, Cathartidae. The transcript has 18 exons. Gene Ontology annotation, cellular component: Golgi apparatus. Gene Ontology annotation, biological process: ER to Golgi ceramide transport. The coding region runs from base 147 to 2018 and encodes 623 amino acids. The record is from RefSeq and is a predicted model, not a curated record. Gene Ontology annotation, molecular function: phosphatidylinositol-4-phosphate binding.